CGAAUUCUUGGUAGCAACUUUGCCUAAUCCUUUGUAAGUGAAAAGAUUGCGAGGAUGUUGCAUAAUAUAUUGUACCUACAUGUAUUCCAGUCGUUCAGCUUUUUUAAUCAACUUCGCAUUUUCGAAAGAUUUCAUUCAGUGAUUAUCAAUGAAUCAAAAAGCUGUCUGUUGUGUUAGAACACUUCAGAGACUUCAGAGAAAGACUGUCCACUGUAAAAGAUACUUCAAGCAUUUAGCUCUACUGCAAAAUCUUUUAGAAUUGCAAAACAAGAAAAGGAAGUCGUUGUCCAAAAGCUUUUGUUCGCAUUAUUCAGUUGCUCAUUCUCAAAAGUUAUCAGCCAUGGAUUCAGACAGUAAAAUUGCAGGCCAGACAUUUCAGCCAGAUCUGUCCCUGGAAGGUGUGCUGGUAGAGAACCAUAUCAUAGGCGUAGCCCCCUUAGAUGGAAAUUUAGGAGGAAAACAGCUGGGAAAGUCAAAGCGGAGAAAGCCCAGGAAGAAAAAAGUUAGCAAAAGCGGACUCAAUGAUUCACCCCUGUCGAAAGCCUCAGUUGACCCAAGUUUGGAUAGCCCGUCAUGCAAUAAAGGAUCGCCUGGGUUAGAAGCCUUUGUACAAGCAUCAUCAACACCAACAGAUGAUAUGUGUAACUCAGGCAAAUCGAGCAAAAGCAGGUCCCAGAAAAGGAAUUAUCAUAGCGAAACAACACCAAGCAAAGGUGGCAUUCCAAAAAUGAACUGUAAUGAGUACUGGCCAUUAGCACGCGUCGAGGAAAGUAUAAAAGAGGGAACAGUUAUUGCAGGAACUUUCAGAAUCAGCCAACGGAAUUACAGCAAUGCUUACAUUACGUCUUCCGAUGGAGAUGGGGACAUCCUUAUAGAAGGUUUUAAUCAUAGAAACAGAGCAUUUCAUGGGGAUAUCGUCGCUGUUGAGAAAAUGGAAGAAGAAGAAGGGCUUAAACGCGAGGUACAAGAUAUAGCAAGACGGCUGGCCCUAGAAGUUGGCAACUUGCAGAUAACAGAAGAGAACAUAAAGAAAACCGACAAGAAGCGCGGGCGAGUUGUUCGCAUAUUGGAGAAGAAGCACAGCCGAAAAUUAGCUGGGAUGCUGAAGCAGUAUAAAAAUAAUGCAUUUGGCUUUGCAUUAUUGUCUCCACAGGACAGUCGCUUACCAAGGCUGAUGAUAUCUCUCAAUGAUUGUCCUAAGGAUUUUCUGACUAGGCCACAGGACUUUGAAAAUGUUCUUUUCAUGGCUGAGGUCACAGACUGGAAGCGUACGAAUGGGAUGGCCUCUGGAAAGCUUAUCAAGGAGCUAGGUGCAAGUGGGGAAAUCGUGCCAGAAACUGAAGGUUUCUUGGCUGAAUACAGCGUAGACGAUUCAGCAUUUCCCGAAGAUGUUCUUGCCUGUUUGCCUGGUGAGUUCCCAUGGAAAAUUCCUGAUGAAGAAUAUGCAAAGAGACGAGAUCUUCGUCAUGACGUCAUCUUUACAAUCGACCCUGCAACAGCAAGAGACCUCGAUGAUGCUUUGUCAAUUAAACAAAACGAGGAUGGUAACUUUGAGGUUGGAGUACACAUUGCUGAUGUUAGUUUUUUCAUUGAAGAAGGGAAUGCUUUAGAUAACGCAGCAGCCAGCCGAGCUACAAGUGUUUACUUGGUUCAGAAAGUCGUUCCUAUGUUACCACGAGCCUUGUGUGAAAAUCUUUGCAGCUUGAACCCAGGCGAAGAUAAGCUUACAUACAGCGUUAUUUGGACAAUAACUCCAGAUGGAAAAGUUUUAGAGGAAUGGUUUGGGAGGUCAGUGAUUCGAUCAUGCACUAAGCUGUCAUACGAUCAUGCCCAGCAGAUGAUAGAAACAGAUGAUCCGAAUUCACUUGACUGGACGCAAUUCCCAGAGAUUGGUGGCUCGUGCAAACUCACUGAUGUUUACCAUUGUGUUCAUAAUUUGUACCAGCUGUCUCUUCAUUUGAGAAAAAGGCGCUUUGACUCUGGUGCUCUCGCUCUGAAUCAGCCCAAGUUGACAUUUACAUUGGAUCUAGAGACUGGCUUACCGAAUGGGUUUGGUAUGUUUCUUGCGAGAGACAGCAACCGCCUUGUGGAAGAAUUUAUGCUCCUUGCUAACAUGGCCGUGGCACAUCGCCUUGUCAGGUCAGUGCCCGAGCAUGCGCUGCUACGAAGGCACCCAUUUCCCAAUUCCAAAAUGGUAGACGACCUGCUCACACUUUGCAAACGUUGUGACAUUGGGCUAGAAACAGGAACAUCAAAAGAUCUUAAUUCUUCACUUGAAAAACUGAAGAACUCUGAUCUGCCUAACAAAGAAGCGAUCUAUUUUGCGCUAGUCUCUCUGUGUUCAAAGCCGAUGCAACUGGCGAAAUAUUUCUGUGCAGGAGAAAUUGAAGAUGUCAAUCAAUAUCGUCACUAUGCCCUCAACGUUCCAUUAUACACACACUUCACCUCACCAAUUCGACGCUACCCAGAUGUUAUAGUCCACAGAAUGCUAACAGCCGCUUUGCAGGAGCAGAAAGUCAAACAAGGUGUGCAAGAACUUAAGAAGGUUGCAGAUCAUUGCAACGACAAAAAGACCUCGGCUAAGAAGGUGCAAGAGCUAAGUGUUUUGUUGUUUUUCAAUGCGUACAUUCGUGAAGCUGGAGAACUUCGUGAAUCGGCUGUUAUUGUAGGACUGCUCGGCAGUGCAGUGGAUGUUCUGCUGUUGCAUUCUGGGUUUGUGAAGCGAAUAUACUGCAAUUCAUUGUCAUUGCACAAAUGGAAAGUCUCGAAAGAGAGCAAGGAUACGAUGAAGAUCUAUUGGAAGGAUGAAAACGAGGCUGAGUUAGAGGCGGACGAAAAAGGAACAAUCAAUAAACAAAAGACGAAUGAUGGUGAAGCUGCUGGUUCCACGAUAGGCCUAGAACAAACCCUUCAAAUCUUUGACAAAAUCGAAGUUAUAUUGAGGUCAGAGAAAAAGGACCGAUCUUCUUACACAGUCAAUGCGUACAUUCCGAGACCAGAGACAUGAACAGGAGUGCCCAAGAUUAGCAACACGUAUAAAUAUGUCAAAAACUGUCUAAUACUAUCACUAAUACGUCAUUUGUGUUUGGAAAUUAUUGUCACGCGUUUGCCAUUUUAAAACUUUAUCAAGCGCGUUGACGUUGUAUUUUUAGUGGGAGAGUUUUAAGAACUAUUUUAACCAUCUCUGUCUUUUAAUUUAUUAGCUUACGAAAGAGAAAAGUCUUAAAUUUGUUGUGUAUUAAGUAAUAGUUGUGCAUUGUUGAGAAAUGGGCCGGGAGUAGUGAACUGGGAGAGUGGGGAGUUUGCUUUGACUUGGGAUGAUUUAAAGGGCCACAAUAUCCUGGCAGGCCCUGUUUUGCAACCUAAAUUCUUCCAGCUGUUAAAAAUGAUUUCACUGCAAAAUAUACGCAAUUCCUAAAAUUUCUACCUGUUU
Molecule: messenger RNA, 3433 nt
Organism: Rhopilema esculentum
Lineage: Eukaryota; Metazoa; Cnidaria; Scyphozoa; Rhizostomeae; Rhizostomatidae
Product: DIS3-like exonuclease 2
Biological process (GO): mRNA catabolic process; miRNA catabolic process
Cellular component (GO): P-body
Molecular function (GO): 3'-5'-RNA exonuclease activity; RNA binding
Source: RefSeq, a predicted model, not a curated record